AUGCAGAAAUCUAAACUUUCUACGGCCGUCGCCACCGGCCGCCUCCACCUGCUCAGCAGCUUCUUCGCGUUCCUCGCGGUGCUCAGCACGGGCGGCUCGACCGCCGCGCUCCUCGUCAAGGUCCUGCCGCGGGCGACGGCGCCGCCUCCACCACUCCCGCCGCCGCUCAUGAUCACCGGAGGUUGCGCUUCGCGAAGCUCUGCCCUCGACAACGUCGAGUAUGUCGCAGUCGGCUACACCUUCUCGGGAGCGCCGUACUUCCGCGAGGCCUCGUCAUCGUACUACAUCUACUGGGACCCCGAUUGCAGUGGUACAGACUCUACCGCCCGCUGGAUCGUGGAUGAUGAUGAGCCGAGCACUACCGCCUCCAGCGACCUCGAUGGCGACGGGAAAUGUAAGUCCUGGGCCGACAUCUACUCGGACGACUCCUCCUCGCCGCCGCUAGGCACGGCUACCUGGCGGGUUAACUGCGACAGCAUCUGGACGAACAAUCUUCUGACACUGGCCUUUCUCUCCCCCUCGUAUGUCGCAGUCGGCUACACCUUCUCGGGAGCGCCGUACUUCCGCGAGGCCUCGUCAUCGUACUACAUCUACUGGGACCCCGAUUGCAGUGGCGAAGGCUAUCCCGCCCGCUGGAUCGUGGACAACCAAGAACCGAGCACUACAGCCUCUAGCGACCUCGAUGGCGACGGGGGGUGUACCUACUGGGCCCGCAUCGACUCGGACGACUCCUCCUCGCCGCCGCUCGGCACGGCUACCUGGCGGGAGGCGUGGCGUAUCCGUGGCGGGGCCGCCUUUGUAACGGCCUACUUCUUUGGAUUUUUUGCCUUCUUGCCCAAGGCAUCGCAGCCCAAGCUCUUUCUCGCGCUCUUUAUGCUCUUUCUCGCCCUCGUUAUGCUCGUCUUCCUCGUCGCCUCCCCGUGGGGCUUCUCGUGGCUUGUUCCGGAGCACUGCGACUAUGACCCGACAGGUCUCAUCGUCUACGUCAUAUUUCUUCAUGGGGUCUUCGCACUACCUCUGCAACACUACCGCCUUCGCAAAGAACUCCGCGCUCGCAUCGCCGCCAUCGAGGCCGACCUGCCUGAGCGCCUCGCCGACGGCUCCCUCCGGCUGCUGCGCGUCGCCUGGCUGCUCGAGCGCCCAACGGACUGGGUGAUACUGCGGGAGCAAGACCUGCCGGAAGAGGCGUUUUGGGCCCCGGCCGACGCGGCCCGCCUGCUUGCCGAAGAGAAAGUCGCUGCGCUCUCCUACAAGUGGCAGGGCCCCUUCAAUUCGUCCAACGGCGGUGGCGAUCAGCCAGACGGCAGCCGCUUCCACCUUGACGAGGUCCUCUCGUAUUACCGGGAGGGCCGCCACGCAGAGGAACGGCCCGCCCUGAUGUGGGACUUUGCCACAGCACGACCCGAUAACGGGCGCGAAACGUACCGCCGCGGAGACUAA
This is a messenger RNA of Emiliania huxleyi CCMP1516, 1440 nucleotides long. RefSeq lists its product as hypothetical. The record is from RefSeq and is a predicted model, not a curated record. NCBI's taxonomy places the organism in Eukaryota, Haptophyta, Isochrysidales, Noelaerhabdaceae. The coding region runs from base 1 to 1440 and encodes 479 amino acids. The transcript has 3 exons.